AGUAUGUGUGACAUGGACGCUCCUGCUAUAGUUUUUGACAACGGAUCUGAAAUGUCAAGAGUUGGAUUUGCCGGAAACAAUGCUCCAUGUUCAACCUUUCCAACUAUUGUCGGUCACUCCAAGAGAACAAACGGUAGAAGCCUUGAUGCCUACAUCGGAGAUGAAGCACAGACUAGACGAGGUCUACUCGAUAUUGAAUAUCCUGUGGAUCACGGAAUUGUGUCCAACUGGGAUGACAUGGUGAUGAUCUGGCAUCACACAUUUUAUAAAGAGUUGUACGUUGCUGCAGAAGAGCAUCCUAUUCUUCUCACUGAACCGCCGCUCAAUCCACAAGCAAACCGAGAAAAGAUGGCUCAAAUUGUAUUUGAGACAUUCGCAAUGCCUGCCAUGUAUGUCGCCAUCCAGGCCGUCCUCUCUCUCUACGCAUCUGGACAUACAACAGGCAUUGUUGUCGACUCUGGUGAUCGAGUAUCGCAUGCUGUACCAGUCUAUAACGGUUUUAUUAUUCCUCACACAGUCGGUCGAGUCAAUCUAGGUGGUCGAGAUAUGACCACAUAUCUCAUGCUUCUCUUAUCAGAGAGAGGAUAUGCAUUCAGUACAAUGGCAGAACGAGAAAUCAUACGAGACAUGAAAGAGAAGCUAGCCUAUGUGGCAUACGAUUUUGAUCAAGAAAUGACAACUUCAUCGAUAGAAUGUUCUUUGCAAAACACUUACAUGCUGCCAGAUGGAAAGGUGGUUAGUGUUGACACUGAAUGUUUCCAGUGUCCAGAAGUUCUGUUUCAACCUGAUUUUCUUAGCAUGGGGCCACUUGGAAUUCAACAUGCUGCAUACAAUUCAAUCAUGAAAUGUGAUGCACUCAUUUCAAACCUUUGUGCCCAUAUACUGCUAGCCGGUGGCACUACGUUGCUCUCUGGAUUUCCGGCUCGUUUCCAGAAAGAAUUGUCUGCAUUGGCGCCAUCCACUGUGAAGGUCAAUGUCAUAGCGCCAUCAGAUCGUAGAUAUAGCGCUUGGAUUGGUGGUUCAAUUCUGGCGUCUCUAUCUACAUUCCAGCAGAUGUUGAUCAGCAAGCAGGAAUACGAAGAAGUCGGCCCUCAAGUUGUUCACAGAAAAUGUUUCUGAUUGUUAUCAAUACCAAGUUCAGCUUGAC
Messenger RNA from Corticium candelabrum, 1147 nucleotides. Its product is annotated as actin, clone 302-like. The transcript is spliced from 3 exons. The coding region runs from base 4 to 1119 and encodes 371 amino acids. Lineage: Eukaryota; Metazoa; Porifera; Homoscleromorpha; Homosclerophorida; Plakinidae. The record is from RefSeq and is a predicted model, not a curated record.